AUGGCGUACAAAAGUGAAAAAAUUGGAAUAAUAGGAAGUGGAAUUAUCGGUCGUAGUUGGGCAAUGUUAUUUGCUGGAGUCGGUUAUGAAGUCGUCAUUUACGAUAUUGAACCCAAACAACUGGAAUCUGCAAUGUUGGAUAUAAAAAAUCAACUGGAAACUCAUGAAAAAACUGGAAUGCUAAGAGGAAAUCUAUCGGCUAAAAAUCAAUACGAAUUGAUAAGAACAACAACGAUACUCGCAGAAUGUUUAGACGGUUCGAAAUUGAUUAAAGAAUGCGUACCUGAAGUGUUGGAUAUAAAAAAAAAAGUUUAUAAAGAAAUUGAUGAACUCGUGAGUGAUAAUACUAUUUUAUCCAGUUCUACAUCGACUUUACUACCUUCUUCAUUUUCAUCUGAUUUAAAACAUAAAGGUCAAGUUAUUGUGUCACACCCGGUGAAUCCACCUUAUUAUGUUCCACUUGUUGAAAUUGUUCCAGCACCAUGGACAAAACCAGAAAUAUCUAAAUGCACAUUGGAAAUAAUGAAAGAAAUUGGACAAGUACCUGUACUUUUAAAUAAGGAAAUUGAUGGAUUUGCAUUGAAUAGAAUACAGUAUGCAAUACUUAAUGAAGUUUGGCAUUUGGUUUCUGAUAACAUAUUAAAUGUUGAAGAUAUCGAUAAAGUCAUGUCUGAAGGAUUGGGAAUGAGAUAUGCAUUUUUGGGACCCCUUGAAACAGCUCAUUUAAAUGCAAAUGGCAUGUUGGAUUAUGCAAAUAAAUUUUCAAAUGUCAUUUAUUCAGUGAGCAAAACAAUGAAAGGUGUGCCCAAAAUGGAAGGUCCUACACUCAUGAGUGUGGCAAAUCAAUUAAAUCAAAUGACGCCAUUGGAUAAACUUCAAGAAAAAAGAGCCUGGAGGGAUUCGUGUCUUUUACAAUUGGCACAAUUAAAAAAAAAAAUGCGUUUAUAA
Molecule: messenger RNA, 948 nt
Organism: Pediculus humanus corporis (human body louse)
Lineage: Eukaryota; Metazoa; Arthropoda; Insecta; Psocodea; Pediculidae
Product: Lambda-crystallin, putative
Exons: 6
Coding region: 1-948 (315 amino acids)
Biological process (GO): fatty acid metabolic process
Molecular function (GO): oxidoreductase activity, acting on the CH-OH group of donors, NAD or NADP as acceptor; NAD+ binding
Source: RefSeq, a predicted model, not a curated record